AUGACUGCAUGGAAGAAAACCUGCUUAGACGGCUACAUGGUUGCUUUUGACAUAGGGAGACCAGCAGGCCGUUCAACGAGGUCUGAAAAGUUUGCUGGGUUGAAGCUGGAGAAGGACACCCGGCCGAAAUUGGAAGGAGGUGGUGAAAGAGAGCUUAAGGACACUUGGCGUGGAUGGGCAAUUCAGGCGAGACGUAAGGACUGGCAGGAUGAGGAAUAG
Molecule: messenger RNA, 219 nt
Organism: Necator americanus (New World hookworm)
Lineage: Eukaryota; Metazoa; Nematoda; Chromadorea; Rhabditida; Ancylostomatidae
Exons: 2
Coding region: 1-219 (72 amino acids)
Source: RefSeq, a predicted model, not a curated record